AUGACCGGCAUCAUUUCAAAUUCUGUUAAUUCCACCAUCCUGAUCACAGCUGAAGUUUUCAAGAAACACGGCGUCUAUGACCCCAGUAAGAUCUCUGGGGUGACAACCCUGGACGUUGUCAGCAUCUACACUUUUGUCACAGAACUGAAGGGUUUGGAUGCAGCUGGAGUCAAUGUUUCUGUCACUGGCAGCUGUGUUGGGAAGAUUAUCAUUCCCCUGAUUUCUCGGUGCACUCCGAAGGUGGACUUUUCUCAGAACCCGAUGACAACCCUGCCUGGGAAAACCCAGGAGGCCAGCAUGGAGGUGGAGGUCAAGGCUAAAGCUGGAGAAGGCUCUGCCACGCUGUCCAUGGCAUAUGACAGAGCCCAGUUUGCCUUGUCCCUUGUGCAAGCAAUCAACAGAAAGGAAGGAGUUGCCGAGUAUUCCUUUAAGUCCCAAGAAACUGACUGUUCCUCUUUCUCCACACUGUUGCUGGUGGGGGAAAGGGGCACCGGGAAGGAUGUAGGCAUUGGCAAAUUGCCCCUUCCAAACAGAAGAUGA
Molecule: messenger RNA, 540 nt
Organism: Artibeus jamaicensis (Jamaican fruit-eating bat)
Lineage: Eukaryota; Metazoa; Chordata; Mammalia; Chiroptera; Phyllostomidae
Product: malate dehydrogenase, mitochondrial-like
Exons: 1
Coding region: 1-540 (179 amino acids)
Biological process (GO): tricarboxylic acid cycle
Cellular component (GO): mitochondrion; cytoplasm
Molecular function (GO): L-malate dehydrogenase (NAD+) activity
Source: RefSeq, a predicted model, not a curated record